AUGGAUACGCGAUGCUUGACGCGACUGGACUCUGCACAUACUCCGGCUCCUGCACCGACCGCGGAGAACGACGCGUUCGACGGAGAGCUCUCCGAGUUGUCAGAGUCAGACGUCGAGAUGGACCCCGAGGCUCAAGAGGAGGAGGACGGAGCAGAAGAGCGGUCCAGACCUGAAGGAGAUGAGGAUGGCAAGUUGUCAGAAGACGAACGGCCUACCAAGCGCAGGAAGACUACAGGCGGAAGCUCUCGUAUCACCCGUACCCGUACUUUGUCAACCACGACCGCUACUAAGAAGAAGACCACAUCGGCACCCAAGAGGAAACCUGCUGCUCGCUCGCGUGCUCGAGGGAGCCGGUCGAAGAACAUCAUGAGCCUGCCUCUCGACGUCAUGUUAGAGGUCUUUACUGCCCUGCAACCGUCCGACCUCCUUGCACUCGCCCGUACAAGCAAAGCCCUUCGUCGCAUGAUGAUGAACCGUGCACAUGUCGACGUAUGGAAGGCCGCGCGCGCAAACGUUCCCGGUAUCGCAGUACCUGAACCGCACAACGGCGUAUCUGAGCCUGCAUGGGCACACCUGCUCUAUGGCGGAAGCGCAUGCUGUUCAUGUGGUACGAAGAACGUGCAGCGUGUCGACUUCGGCUUACAGAAGAGGCUAUGCACGGCCUGCAAAAAGCGAUCGCUCGUAUGGUCCUCUCAUGUCGCAAAGCUCGGCAUGGACCCGGCGCUCAUGGACCUUGUAGGCUACACGAACGUUGGUGGCUACUCGCACGGCUACGCUGCCAACAGCCGCUUCUAUUGGAAGCAAGACUUGUUUGACAUGGAGAGGAAACUCGCGGAGAUGCGAAGGGGCCCGGGCGGAAUGACUGCCAUACGUAACUUUCGAGCACAGCGAAUCGCGCAGGUUGACACGUGGAUGAAGGCUGUGAAAGCGUUGGAUGAGUCGAUGCAGCAGAGCAACUACGAUAGUGUCGUCUCACGCCUCACUGAUGCCGGAUACGAGAAACAGGACAUGCCUCUGCUAUCCAGCCUCACCGCCCUGAUCUCAACCAAGCAAGAACUGACCGAUGCAGCCUGGAAACGGCUACGGCCCAAGAUCGAACCAAAGGUGAUCGGAUAUAGGGAUAGACGGCUCGCUCUCGAAGAUAUGAGACGCCCCGGACGGCGCUCGCGGAAGGCCGCAUGGCUGUACCGCGACUUCUUGCACACGCUUGUGCCAGUCCAGUGGCGCUUCCUGCCUACCCCACAGCAUAUCAUCGACUCUCAGUGCCGCGAACUACCCUCGUUCAAAGCCUUGGUCGAUAUGAAGAAGGAACCGGACCAACAGGCGUGGGACGACGCCGUAUCCAAACUUCCUAUGGAGCUCUCCGCGCACCUUAUUUUACAACUUGCGAUCUUGAAACAAGCUCUACCCGAUCUCAGCGAUACGCCCGACAACUUCACUUUCGCGCUGGCGUCGGCCGGCUCGGACGCGUUCGUCUUGGACGCCAUCUCAGCGCGCUUUGCGUCGCUGGAUCUUGCGCGAUCGGUGUUCAUACGUGGCGAGCGCGACUGGACGACGGGGUGUGAUAACCCACACGCAUGGGAUAUGAUGUCGUUGUCCAAUGGCACUGGAAAGCCCAAGCUCAUUCCCCGAGGAUCAGCAGCCGUGCGCGCGGUCGCGCAGCUGGCCGGGAAGACCUUCGCUACGGUCACUGCGACUGAGCUGGACGUCGCGUGCGGCGAUACGUGGUUUCUCUGCGGGAGAUGUGUACAAAACGCGAACAAGGAUUGUGUCGCUUACAAAGGAUGGAGAGGUUUCGUUGAUCAUUGUGUACGAACCACCACAACCGGAUCUGACAUCCAUCAACCCGUCGUGUUCCCUACAAAGACUGGAACAGGCGAAUUCAAACGCACCAAUGCGCCCGGUCACCGGUACUGGGCGUGCACGCAUUGCGCGGAGUACUGCGUGAAACUGAGCCCGUACGCGCGUUCUUUCAUCACGUUUGAGCACGGCGUUAUGGUCCAUUCUUCUGCGAUGGAGACGUUUGUCUCCGAUGGAAAGGCGGAGUUCGCGUUUGGGGGGCGCGAUGAUUUGAUACUGCAUAAUAAGACGAAGCAUGAGAUUCAAGAUCCCAUUGAGCAUGUGGACUAUUUCUACUACGCCUUGCCGGGCGCUACUCGACCGGUGACGUGGGCGAACGUGCCGCGGCAGAAGCCGCAGCCUCAGCCUCAAGCGAAGGUCGCGCCUGUACCCAAUGCCGCACCUAUGUCCAGGUUUGGCACUGUGCCUACGACGAAGACUCCCGUCACCGGUGGCUUCAACUGUAUGCACUGUGCAAAGCCAGGGCAGAUUGGUCGGGCACGCGUCUUUACGGUCGAAGACGGUGUUCGCUCGCAUAUCAUGGCGAAACAUAUGGAUGCUGUGGGGACCAAGACUAAACAGAUGCUCGUCCUCAAGACCGACUUCAUAGCCGCAUCUUGA
This is a messenger RNA of Peniophora sp. CBMAI 1063, 2460 nucleotides long. The record is from the annotation of a GenBank genome assembly. Lineage: Eukaryota; Fungi; Basidiomycota; Agaricomycetes; Russulales; Peniophoraceae.